AUGUUCUAUCGCGAACAGUUUUUCUUGUCAGCAGGCUCUACUUUUACCGACUCUGCUCUUCCCACCUCUCCCCAUCCGUCCCAACCUCUCUACAACCCACAGGACAGGGAGAAGACACUGGCACAGCUCCGCAAGUACCUUCCUACUGGUGCCGACCUGCCUGCCCUCUCUCCUCUCACCUCUGUCCACCUCUCCCCAUCUCUCCCCACCCCUCCCUACCUCUCUUCCCCCUCCCAGGACAGGGAGCAGACACUGGCACAGCUGCGCAAGUACCUUCCUACUGGUGCCGACCUGCCUGCCCUUGCUCCUCCCGACGAAGCCACUGCCACUGCAGCAACGAGUGGCAGCGCUCCGGCACCACCAGCAGCACCAGUCCCUUCACCCAUUCCCUCUCCCUCGCCCUCGCCCGCUGCUGCCGCUGCUGCUGCUACUGCUGCUGCCCCUUCCGCCCCUGCUGCUAUCACUCCCCCUGCUGCCGCUGCUUCACCUGCUGUUGCCGCUCCUGCUGCUCCCCCUGCCGCUGACCCUGCUGCUGCCCCCCCUGCUGCCCCUGCUCCUCCUGCUGCUGCUGCACCUACUGCAACCAAGUCUGAGUCAGCAAAGGCGGAGGCUGAGUCAGCAGUAUCCGACUUGCCAUACGCCAAUCGUCCUCUCUCCCCUUACACCCUGUAUCUGGACCUCAAGCCCCCUACCUCGCCAUGCCCUUCCCCCCCUACCUCCAAUGCUGCCACUGUUGCCGAGCCUCCUGCCGAGCCUGCUGCCGAACCGGCUGCUGAGCCACUUGCUGCCGCCGCAGCCCCUCUCGCCCUACAGCCAGGUGAGCUCACAUCCUCACGCACACAGAUAGAGGCAUCUGCCCUAAUCCAAUCUACCCCCCUCCGUAACUUACGAUCAUGGACCACCACUCACAGUAAGCUUCCCUCGCUUGGAAGCCUCUCCAUUCCCCGCCUCUGUUCAAGCCCUGAGCUGCGGUCCACACGACUCUACCACCUACUCAGUAACGAUGCUGGACCAUUGAAACUAGAUCUUGAUCUGAUUUAG
Closterium sp. Naga37s-1 is the source of this 1041-nucleotide messenger RNA. The record is from the annotation of a GenBank genome assembly. Lineage: Eukaryota; Viridiplantae; Streptophyta; Zygnematophyceae; Desmidiales; Closteriaceae.